Drosophila gunungcola (fruit fly) is the source of this 1885-nucleotide messenger RNA. RefSeq names its product lysophospholipid acyltransferase 7 (gene frj). The coding region runs from base 110 to 1579 and encodes 489 amino acids. The record is from RefSeq and is a predicted model, not a curated record. The transcript is spliced from 6 exons. Gene Ontology annotation, molecular function: lysophospholipid acyltransferase activity. Gene Ontology annotation, cellular component: mitochondria-associated endoplasmic reticulum membrane contact site; membrane. Gene Ontology annotation, biological process: phosphatidylinositol biosynthetic process; lipid modification. NCBI's taxonomy places the organism in Eukaryota, Metazoa, Arthropoda, Insecta, Diptera, Drosophilidae.
CGAUAUGUUAUUGUUUUGUUUUGAUUGGCAUUCGAUGUUUCUGCGCCUCCAAAACACACAAAGGCAAACCAAAAAUCAAUAGCAGAAGGAGCACCAAAGCACUAGUGGCAUGAGUAUCGACGACGUGAUCUACGUGAUCUGCCUUCUGGGUUGCAUCGGAGCCGGGAGCUAUGUGAGGAAGAUCGCGGACGAGAGCCAGCGCAAGCUGGUGUCCACUGCGCUGGGCGUGACUGUGGUUGUUAUUGUGUCGGGGCUCCACAGCCUGUUUUGUUUCGCCUCCCUGGCCCUGGGCACCGCCACCGUGCUCCUCGUGCAUCCGAGCAAAGGCCACCUCGUCACCUUCGCGGUCAUGUUUGGCUACCUGGUGGUCUUCCGCCUGUUCGACUUCCACCUGGGCAUUCCCGGCCACACCAACAUGAUACAAAUGAUACUGACCCUGAAGGUGUCGGGCAUUGCCUUCGAGAAGACAGCCGCCUGGAAACGACUGCAGGCUCGCGACGAGCAGAAGAAGAACGACCAGCGGGAUGUAAACCAGGAGAGUCUUGUCGAGAUUACCGACUACGACGAGGAGCUGCAGACCCUGACUGCCGUCGAGAUCCUGCACUACAGCUUUAACUAUAUCGGAGUUCUAACAGGUCCCUACUAUCGGUAUCGCACGUACAGGGACUAUUUUGAGAUGCCCUUUAAGACCCACGCACCCUGCGUUGAAGCCACUCUGGAAAAGCUAAAAAAUGCAGUAUUCUACUGCGCUCUUUAUCUGGCCACCAACUAUUUCUGGCCCCUAGAUUAUGCUUUGAGUGAUGAGUUCUUCAACGACCGCUCCUUUGUCUACCGCUUGCUGUACGUGUGGCCCACGUUCUGGACAUUCCGUGCUCGCAUUUACACCGGACUGACCCUGAGCGAAUGUGUCUGCACAAUGGCUGGCUUCGGAGCGUAUCCGGAUGAGUCGGAUCCGAACAACGGAGAGGGACCACGGAAACGCUACCAGCACCUGAAACGCGAUGCAGACAAGCACCUCUACAACUUCACAACGAUUGUGAACACAAGAGUACUCGAGGUGGAGCGAUGCUGGACCUUCCGCGAGGGCAUGAAGCACUGGAACGUCUGCGUCCAGUAUUGGCUGGCUGUCAACGUUUACAAACUGUUCCCCAGCAAGAGAUACAGAACUGGCGCUACUUUGCUGUGCUCCGCCUACUGGCACGGAUUCCGACCGGGACACUACUUCUGCAUCAUGGGCGCUCCCUUCUACGUUGCCCUGGAGGACAUGUGGGAUAAGCUGGUGCGCAAACAUGAAAUUGGCACCAGGCGCAGGGUGAUCGAUGUUCUCUUCUGGAUCUUCAAGUGGUUCGCCUUCAGUUACUUGGGCGAGGCCUUCCUGCUCUCAUCCUUCGGCAACAUUUGGCGGUUCUAUAGCUCCGUUUAUCACAUUGGAUACGUAAGCUGGGCGGCAAUGAUUGCGCUGGGACUAUACCUGACCAGUCAGAAGAAGAAGGCCGAACGUAAAAAGAAUCGUGAGGUGGAGAAGGCAGCUGGCGGAGACGUAACCGCUGCCGCAGUACAGAAGGAGAAGGCGCAGUAGUGUGCCCAAUCGGUAGCCAUCAAUAUCUCUAACUGGUAGUUCAAUUCAUGGACAACUUCCCAAAAGUUUUCCAAUUGGUAUUUUAAAGUCUGUCGGAGGAAAUCGAAAUAUUUUUCAGUUCUAGUGUUACUUUAUUGUUAAUCGGGAUGAUCAAACGAUAUUUACUCUUAUAGAUGUAGUUCUCUUUAAAAAUCAGCUUUUUAAUUAUGUACAAAAGUCCGUUACCAUCCAUAUUCUUCGAGGAAAUUCAUACACUAUGAAUUGUAAAUAAGUUAAGACAUCUAAAAAGUAUAUAACUAUAUAUAC